This is a messenger RNA of Rotaria sordida, 2049 nucleotides long. Lineage: Eukaryota; Metazoa; Rotifera; Eurotatoria; Philodinida; Philodinidae. The record is from the annotation of a GenBank genome assembly.
AUGAAAGCUAUCGAUCCCGAUCCAUUGAAUGGUACAGAUGAUGAAACAUCAUCCACACCUCCAUCAAAACAACAGCAACAAUCUGGUUCAGCAUUGGGCGUAUCAAGUGAUGAACAAAAAGAAGUUUUUAAUCUCACAUCGACAACAGAAAAAUCACCAGUAUCUAAAAGACGAAAAACUCAAAGUUCUAUUCCAUCACGUCAGAAAAAGACACCUAAAAAAUCGACGACAAUAAGUGUUCAAACAGAAUGGACAUGGAAAGAUAUGGAAAUGCUUGAACAAUAUCGAAUUCGAGAAGAACAACCUGAGCCAGUACCUGUCGAAGAAGAUGAACGUGAAGAAUUAGAACAAGAAGUUAUUGUUGAACUAGAAGUACCAAUUCCAAAAAUUUCCGAAUCACCUGAACAAGCUGAAUCGACUACUAGUUCAUUACCUGAAUUGCCAAUUUUAACAUCUGUUGGACCACCACCUAUUUUACAGUAUAAUCCUGAAUCCAAACAAAAAUUAUUUGACAUACCUCGAACAAAUGAACAAGCCAUUGAAACAGAAUUACGUGAAUUAGGUGUACAUAUUCAUGGACAUAUUCCAUGUGAAUUUUGUGGUCAACAGUUACUUAAAUGGCCAACAAUUGUUGAACAAGAAAAAUUUGCACCAAGUCAAUUAUUUUGUUGUAGUGAGUAUCGUGAAUUUGUUGAAGCUGUACUUGAAAUGCAAAAAGAAGAGAAUCAAAAAAUUGAUUCAAAACAAAUUGAUAUACAACCACAUGCUAAAGUUCGUAGCCGACGAGCUCGACAAUUAGCUGAAGAACGAGCAAAAACAAGAGUUUGGGAACGUCAUAUGGCAGAACAAAAACGACUUGAAGAACAAGCACAAAAAUUAGCACAUGCUGCACAAUCAAAAUCUAGUGAUCUACGACGUCAAGCACAUAGCAAUGCAACACGGAAACAUAAUACAAUCACAGCAACAAACAGAUUGAAUGAUGGAGGAACAUCGAUUGAUGCAACUGAAAGAAGGGCACAACAAUUAACUUCAUAUCGUGGUGUUUCAUCAAGGGCUAGUAGUUCACCAUCACCGAGUACUGCUGAGCCGGGCUCGGCUAUGGCAGCAAAAAUGAGAACUCUAACAUAUCAAUUAUCAAAUUUAAAGUUUGUUGAAGAAGGUUGGACAUUACAAAGACCACCUGAUUUUGAAAUAAGUUCAGAUGAGGAUUCUGAAGAUGAAGAACAUAUAAUUGUACCAAGAGAUCUUUCAUCCUCAAUACUUAAAAAAUAUGAAAGACCAUUAAUUCAAAGAUUUUAUAAAGACGGAUCAAAAGCAGCUAUUCUUUUUCCAAAUGGAACAGGCUGUGUUUAUUAUCCGUCGGGUAAUACGGCUAUUAGUAUCUCAGAAGUUGCUCGCGCUAUGCUUUUAUAUACUGCAUUUACUGAUGAGCCAACACUUUCAGCAAAACAAUUAGCACAAUUUGAUCCAUUUGGAAAUGGUUAUUGUAAUUUUAUGAAUGGAGAUUUAAGAUUACAAUUGACAGCACUUGAAGGUGUAGAAUUAAAUGUUGAUGGCAGUCGACGACGUCGUUGGAAUUGGUGGACAAAAGUGAAUACAUCUCUCGAACCACACGUACAUGCACCACCAUUUCAACCAAUAUUAUUUCAUUUAAAUAAAGAAAUUGUUAUAAAGAUAUGUUCACAAGAAAAACUUUAUAUGAAAUUUUCUACUGAACUUAUUGAACUUAAAUUUAAAGUUGGUGCUAGAUUACAAGUAAAUAAUGUGAAUAAUUUACCAUCAACACAAAAAAGUGAUCCAUAUGAAAAUCUUUUAAAAAAGAAAAAUAUUAUUUUAACACGUUUAUUAAAAAAUAUUCAAUAUGAAGCCCAACAAUAUAUUAGAAGUGAAGAACAACUACGAACUUCUCAACAAACAACUAUAAUUAAUCUUCAACCACAACAUCGUACAAAACAACCAAUUAAAAAAAGUCUAUUUCCACCUAUACGGCAAAAUGAAGAGAAAAUUCAAAAUAAUCGAAAAAUUUAUCGUAGUGUCAUUGUCACGUAA